Messenger RNA from Paramecium octaurelia, 414 nucleotides. Lineage: Eukaryota; Ciliophora; Oligohymenophorea; Peniculida; Parameciidae. The record is from the annotation of a GenBank genome assembly.
AUGGCACAACCUACAUCAUGCAGAGAAAUAAAUCUUAAUAACUGUAAAGACGGAGAGUCAGUGAGUGGAAACUGUUAUUGGAAAACUUCUACUUGUGUAGAAAAAUAAUGUGAAAAUUUAGGUUUAAAUACUCAUGAUUAAUGUCAUAAUGUAUUGAGUACUUGCACUGUUGCUCAAGAUUUGUAAAAUUGUAUGAAACUAGCUACCGAAUGUAGUAGUUAUAAAAAAUAAGAGAAAUAUAAAUUUACUUCAGAUAAAUCUUUAUGUAGUUGGAGAAUUGAUAAAUGCGUUAAUAUAUAAUUUUCUGAUGCUGAUAAUUAUGAAUCUUAUAAUACAAACUUGAAAUGCUCAGAAUUUCUAACAAAAACAGACAAAUGCAUUGUUGUUGAGAGUGAAAAAUUUAGGGUGCAUUGA